Gilbertella persicaria is the source of this 312-nucleotide messenger RNA. RefSeq lists its product as uncharacterized. The record is from RefSeq and is a predicted model, not a curated record. The coding region runs from base 17 to 256 and encodes 79 amino acids. The transcript has a single exon. Lineage: Eukaryota; Fungi; Mucoromycota; Mucoromycetes; Mucorales; Choanephoraceae.
UUUUUUUUUCCUUACAAUGGUCAAGUUUAAUUCUGAAAUUGUUGUAGUAUUUGGUUUCAUUGGGUUCGUUUCAGCUUAUGGUAUUUGUCAAGCAGGGUGCAUAGGUGCAUUUAUAGCAUGUGAAGGGACUGUUGGUUCUCUUAGUGUAUGGAUAUCUGGACUAAGACAGCUUUAUUCUACCAGUAUUUGUGCAAGAGCACAUCGUGCUUGUCAAGAAGGAUGUGUAUCAUUAGGACUUUUACCUAUUCCUUAUUAAAGAAAGAGUUCAUUUGUGCAAUGAAAUUAGCAUUCAUACAAGUCAUAUUGACGUGU